AUGUCCUUUUCUGGCAUCCAUUUCAUCAGCAGUGCUAUGGGUGAAACAGAUGAAUACAACGACAUCAUCAGGAGAAAUCUUGUUGUUCCGAAAAGAACAAUGACCAUCGAUCUCCCAAUCAACAGUGUGAUGGAACCCGAAGAUGAAUCAUCCAUAGACGAGGAAGAAGAAGACUACAAUGAGUCGUCAUCGUUGACGUCACUGUCACUGUCACUGGAAGCACAAGUAAUCAACAAGAAUUCAAUCGCACAAUGCCGGAUGAUGGAACGAACCAAGAUCCAACCGACGGUCAUCAAGAUUGGUUGGAUGGCCUUUGGUCAGCUCAAAUCUCUUGUACAGGUUUCCUUUUGCACGCAAGGCUCCCAGCUACGAGAGAUUUCAUCCUGCGCCUUUAUGGAGUGCACAUCUUUGCAAGUGAUAUCCUUGCCAGAUUCGUUGGAACGGAUCUCGUUCGGAGCCUUUGCGGCUUGUGUCAAUUUGACGACUGUGGAAGGAAAACUGAACCAAGGCAUUACCAUUGACGCUUUUGCCUUUCGCAAAUGUGAAUCACUAUCAAAUAUUCUGGUUCCAUCCACAGGUACUGUUGAUAAGAGGGCUUUUGAAGGAUGUACGCGGUUGCAGGAAUGCUUGUGUGGAGUCGAGAGCGUUGUCCAUGCUUCAACUUAUUGUCGAUUUGAAAAAUAUCCUAUUCACAAGCUAUGUUACUAUUCAUCGACCGCAAGUGUCGAAGAGUUAUUGAAAGCAAUGGAUAAUAUGGAAGACGAAGAACCACCUUUGAUAGUUUGUGACAUGUUCCUCAUGACGCCAUUCCAUAUCCUGUGCUCUUGUGCCGAGCCUCGCCGAGAUUUGUUGCAAGCGCUGUUACAAAAGUACCCAUCCCAUGUUCUUGGUUGGAAAGAUGCCAACGGCAAGCGAGCCAUGGACUAUCUCGCAAUUAAUUGGACUCCUGAAACGGCAUCUUUACUUCAGAUGGCCCUCCAAGUCUGGAUGCUCCAUCCAAUCCAGCGCUGGGGCGCCACAGCAUGGUUCAAUAAUAUGGAAGAUAAAGUGAAUGCUAUUCUUGUCAAUUAUGACAAGGAUAACAGAACAGAUUUGUUGAGGAAAGCUUGCUUAAAAAUGGACGACCAUCGAAGGAAUGAAAGCAUGACGAUAUUGGAGCUGGCAAUGUGGAACAAAGAGCUUGGAUCCGCGGAACGACGGAAUUCUAGCAGUUCUCGGCGACAUCUUGUUCUAAACACAUGUGAGUCGAGUUGUGUGCUCUCAAACGUGGCUCCUUUCCUGGGCUUUGAUUCGGAUUAUAAGCAAAAUUUAUAUAGUUAG
Molecule: messenger RNA, 1320 nt
Organism: Cylindrotheca closterium
Lineage: Eukaryota; Bacillariophyta; Bacillariophyceae; Bacillariales; Bacillariaceae
Source: the annotation of a GenBank genome assembly